Drosophila simulans is the source of this 840-nucleotide messenger RNA. RefSeq lists its product as uncharacterized. The record is from RefSeq and is a predicted model, not a curated record. The transcript has a single exon. The coding region runs from base 37 to 609 and encodes 190 amino acids. Lineage: Eukaryota; Metazoa; Arthropoda; Insecta; Diptera; Drosophilidae.
AAUCUAGAAAUACGUUUUUGUUCCAUUUUAUUGAGAAUGGGUCUGCUUUCCAAUAAUAUUAUUCUGUUUACUGUACUGUCAGUUCUUGAAGUCCAGGGACUUUACCAGGAGCAACCAAGUACAGUGAUGCCCAGUGUAGUGUCCACUAUGAGCUCAGCCCAUACCACUGGAAUGGAGGAAACUUCGGCAGCUGUCGAGGAAACAACAACGCUUUCUCCGCCGAUAAGAUGCCUCAGUUGUAAAUUUUGCUCACCCAAUGAGGGGAAAACCAGAACCAAGAAGGGCAAAAAGAUGUGCCACAUAAAGUUGGGCGAAGUGAACGGUUGCGUUUCUAUGUACUUCAAUUUCAACAGCAGUGCUGGAGGACCAGAUGGCUUUAUGGUGAGAAGCUGCAUUUCCGACAUGGACGAGAGUUCGCGGGAGCACUGCAAGAAACAUGAAGAACUCUGUGAGAGGUGUUUCGAAGACGACUGCAACCAUGUGGAAAUAGAUAAAAAUGGUUUGGCCACGAAUGCAGGAUCGCGAAUAAUAUACUCAAGUCUAAUGAUCUUCUGUUUAGCCGGCUGGCUUUUCAGGAUUGAAAAAUGCAACCUUAUGAUUAUAGAUUAAGCCUAUUCAGCUUAACAAUGGCAAAUUGUAAGCCAACAUUAUGGAAUUCGGCGAUAUCACCAUGACCAUGUCGAUAAAAAUUUACUUUGAGUAACCUAAGAAUGCCAAUUUGCUACGAAUACUUUCUGCGACAUUUCCAAAUUGCUUUACUAGUGCACCCAACCAAAUUUGUUCGCCCUAUUGUUUAUAUAUACUCUCAUUUUGAUUGUUGCAAUAAAUAUACACAUAUAU